Molecule: messenger RNA, 507 nt
Organism: Exophiala bonariae
Lineage: Eukaryota; Fungi; Ascomycota; Eurotiomycetes; Chaetothyriales; Herpotrichiellaceae
Exons: 2
Coding region: 1-507 (168 amino acids)
Molecular function (GO): sugar-phosphatase activity; beta-phosphoglucomutase activity
Source: RefSeq, a predicted model, not a curated record
AUGAAUCUUCGCAAACUUGAAGGCGAGAGUCCGUUGAGAUGGGGUAGUGAUGCAGUCGAAAUUCCUGGUGCACGCAAACUUCUCGGUAAACUUGAGGAGGUCGCAGGGAAAUGGGCGAUUGUUACGUCUGGAACACGACCUCUAGUAGAUGGACGGCUCGACAUCUUGGGACUCGUUGCCCCACAGACCCUGGUAACUGCUGAAGAAGUCCAGAAUGGAAAACCGGACCCCGGCUGUUAUAGACUUGGGUUGAAGAGACUGUCAAUACCUGAAAAAGAUGAACUAUUUUUGCCUCCACUUUGCAUCGAAGAUGCUCCAGCAGGCGUCAGGGCCGGAAGAGCAGCCGGUUGCAAAGUACUGGCAGUUGCGACCACCCACAAUGUGGAGCAGUUGAUCGAUGCUGGGGCCCACUGGGUGGUCCAAGAUCUCAGGUCGGUGUCAUUAGGAGGCAAUGGUAGUGACAAGAGCAAAAUUAAUGUGGAAAUCAGAAACGCCUUUUCCGCAUGA